Molecule: messenger RNA, 375 nt
Organism: Parnassius apollo (apollo)
Lineage: Eukaryota; Metazoa; Arthropoda; Insecta; Lepidoptera; Papilionidae
Source: the annotation of a GenBank genome assembly
AUGAAUGAGCACGUCAUGCGUUGCUACUACCUAUCCACCAAGCUCGAAUCACAAACAGUUGGCUACAGGUCCUAUAUGUGGAGACUCUUUGUACAGAAGUACCCUGAUUUAGCUGACAAAGUGACUGAACAAAGAGUAGCUGACCAAAAACGUGUUAUAUUGACCACAAAAAAUAUAACACAUGUAAGAUUAGAGCAACUCAAAGCCGAGGUUGCUACUGAAAUUAAGACAGACAGUGAUAGGACAUUUAAUCAAGAAGAUUUACGCCCCGAAAGUCCGAAAAAUGAUACACCUAUGCACAAACUUUCCGCUGACAUGGGCAUAAGUUCAAUAUCUGACUCCUGCAUUACGCCAGUAGAAACUGCUAAAAGUUGA